Bipolaris victoriae FI3 is the source of this 2982-nucleotide messenger RNA. RefSeq lists its product as hypothetical. Gene Ontology annotation, cellular component: plasma membrane. Gene Ontology annotation, biological process: actin cytoskeleton organization. The record is from RefSeq and is a predicted model, not a curated record. NCBI's taxonomy places the organism in Eukaryota, Fungi, Ascomycota, Dothideomycetes, Pleosporales, Pleosporaceae. The coding region runs from base 1 to 2982 and encodes 993 amino acids. Gene Ontology annotation, molecular function: protein binding. The transcript has 3 exons.
AUGGCCCAACGCUCCCACACCGAGGGCUGCCGGCCCGGCGACACUCUUGUCGUAGUCCACGAGUUCGUUGCCCGCAGCCCCGACGAGCUGAGCCUCAGGCGCGGAGACCGCAUUGAACUCAUUGAACGCGAUGAUGAUUUUGGCGAUGGCUGGUUCCUGGGCAAGAACACUGAAACGGGCGAAAAUGGCCUGUUUCCCGAAGUCUAUACACGACCUGCCCCCAAGCCCACACCCAUCCCCACCAUGCUCUCGCGCAACCCUUCACAGCUGUCUGGUCCGCCGUCAGACGCAUCGGGCCCACCCGGUACCGCAAUCUCAGAGCCCUCACCAUCGUCCAGUGCCCCCUCGCCCUUGAAAUCUCCCCCGACAGAGCCCCUCAAUAUUGCCCAAGGACCAGAGACUAUGCGGAGAUCAUCGGCUCAAGGCGCUCCCCGGAGCAUCAGCAUGACCUUAAGUGGAGAGGCACCGCCCGACGAAGAAACGAUAGGAAGCCCAGUCAUGCACGAGACGCUGAGCGUAAUUGACGAGCACAUUACCGGUAUGAACACCCCAAGACUCAACUCCACGACCAAGGAAAUACGAUCCGCAGACUCGGAAAGCGAGUACAGCAGCCACCAUCGCCUCUCGUACAUCAAUGGCCAGGAAACUGACGAAGAAGAGCAAAAUUGGCACACCGAGGAAGAGGUCAAGACAUGGUCGCCCGCCCGCGUAGCCGAGUACCUGGAAGAAGUGGGCGUAGAGAAGAAGCACUGCCAAGUCUUCAAGGACCAAGAGAUCGACGGUGAGGCGUUGUUGGGCGUGGAUCGCAACUUUAUCUUCAUGCAAGAGUUUGAUCUGGGCCCAAUGGGCCCAAGGCUGCGCACCUGGAUGAAGAUCAAUGCGCUGCAAUCUGAAGUCAAGAGCGCAAAGGAAAUCGCCAAAGACUCCCUGCCCCUGCCCUCGCUCGAAGGUCACGACGAAUUCCCAGUCGAUGGUGGACGUAACCGAGCAGCGUCCACAGGCGCCGUCCUCCCACGCAUACCGACGCUUAGAGAUAGCAUUAGCUCGCGUGGCAGCACGAGCCGCCAGCAUAUUCCGCGAGCUGCAUCCUCGGCAGGUCCGUCCGCUCACGACGCUACAUCCCCACUAAUUCAGCACACACCCGCUUCGCCCCCCAUUGGGUCGUCCAUCCGCCCUUCUGCUGCGUCCGUCCGAAGUAUGAACCACAACAGACGCCAUUCUUCUGUUGACUACAACCAAGUGCCCUCGACGCCUAGUACAGCAGGAAUGAUCAAGACGCCUGCAUCGGCCAACCCCCAUAGGAAAACGCCGUCUUUCGAUCGCAACUGGACAAUGGGUUCCCCUCAGAAGCCGGUGCAAGAACUCAAUCGCCCGUCCUCCUCGCAUCACACGCAUGGCUCGAGUAUAAACGGAACCUCUUUUGACACCGCGGAGCCUGGCCUAGCCCCUGCGGACAUUGAUAGGGGCUACUUUUCUGGUGGAGAGGUCGACAACCGGAAGAACAGAAAUGUUUUGCGCAAGCGAGAAAGCCCUAGCCACUCUCGGAACGCCAGCUACAGCACUGAGGCUGGACGACGGAUAUCGUACGGGCGACGACACAGCAGAAUUGGUAGUGCAGACUCUGCUUUCCGCUCGGCAAGCCCCAUCUCGGUUGCUGCGAAGCAGUACUAUGGCACUAGUAUUAAGAGCGACCGCAGCUCGAGUGCAUUUGACUUUGUGCGACCACUCAAGCCACAAACGGACAUGCACCCAACAGUCACCAAACUCACAUACGACUCGCACAGCAUCGAUGCUAUUGCGAAUUCUCCGCACGUUCCUGGCAGUGAAACAUCAAGCACUGGUCGCGCAUCACCAUCUCCUGCUGCGCAAUCGCAUACGCGAUCAUUUUUCAGCAGUCGAAAGGGGUCGCAAUCCAGGGGCUUGCGGGCUAUAUCGGACGCCAUCACCGGUGGGGAAAAGGCAAACGCAAGCGCCGCAGAUGUGUCUUCGCCACACAAAGAUUCUCCAAUGCAAUCACCUUCCCGGACAGGCUCAAGUACGCCGUCUGGUAACUCCAUGUCCAAGAGUAUUGAGCUUGACAAGGCGGAUCCAAACAGACGGAUGACCAGCAGUUCCGCCGCCAGCACAAAGGAAGCGCGGAAAAAGACCAAGAAACACGGCACCAGCGCCUACCUCAAAGGCCGUCAGCAAAUCACUCCUCAGCAGGCUAUGGAAAACUGUGAUUAUAGUGGGUGGAUGAAGAAGAAGUCGUCAAGCCUGAUGACGACGUGGAAGACGCGUCUAUUUGUGUUGCGUGGCCGACGCCUUGCCUACUACUACACAGAAAACGAUACCGAAGAGAAGGGCCUCAUCGACAUAUCAUCACAUCGUGUAUUACCGGCCAAUGACGAGCGCAUGACUGGACUGCACGCAUCAUUGACUGGCGCUGCCUCCUCUCCAACUUCACCACAAAAUGCCACCAUCCAAACUGCGGCAUCAACAGAUAGCGCCAAGGGAAUUCCAGGCAUCGAGGCAGAUAUGUCGGGCAUGUUCAUCUUCAAGUUGGUACCGCCUCGUGCAGGUCUGCAAAAAGGCGUCCAAUUCACCAAGCCAAUCGUACAUUAUUUCGCAGUGGACAGCCUGGCAAUGGGACGAUUAUGGAUGGCCGCGUUAAUGAAAGCGACAAUCGACCGCGACGAGGCGCUCCCCUUUACAACGACUUACCAACAAAAGACGAUUUCGCUCGAAAAGGCGCGUGCGAUGCGCCAGCGUCCCCCGAACCUAAUGGACGAGGACGCCGAAGGCAGCAUGGCGGAUUCUGAGCGCAAGAGCGAAUACUCGAAAGAAAGUCUGCAGGAAAGCACGAUCCACGAAGAAGACGAAAAGGGCCUUGCUAUUUCGGGUCUCGAUGACGCAAAAGCCCUCCUGGCUUAUGCCGAUAGCACGGAUAAUCUUGCUGUCGAUCACAAGCACGAUAGCACGGCUACAGCUAUUGCAUUAUAA